AUGAAAGUGGACCAAAUGCCAGACUUGGACGGACUGGAACGUCGCUAUUGGCUCAUUCAUCAUACAGUCGAGGAGCGUUGGGCUCAAAUCAAUGCACAAAAGCACUACCAUCAACUGUUACGCGAUUUGGAAGAUGAACAGAUCUGGAUCCGUGAGCGAAUUACCGUAGCCAGUAACCAAGAUGUUGGUCGAUCGUUGUUGGCCGUGAACCAGCUCAUACGACGGCAUCGUUUAUUGAUCAAAGAAGUUUCCGGUCGAGAUGAGCGUGUUGAAGUCCUGCUAAAGGAAGCUGAUAACAUCUUGACUCAAUGGCGCUCGAAACAAUCGCAAUCUUCCACGUUAACCGACAAGACAAGAGGCACAGAUGAAGUCCUUGUCUAUGCGGAUCACGUGCGUUUUCGUCUGCCUACCAAAGUUCUACAAGACCUGGCCCAAAUUUGUACGGACAUCGAACGAGAUCGUGUGGAACUGCGUGAACGUCUGGAGCAGCGUACUUUCCUUUUGGAUGUCGGUUAUCGAUGCUUAAAACAUCUGACCGAUUUUGGUGAACUGUGCGCCUGGCUACAAGAAACAGAGGCUGUGGUCCUAUUGGAAUCUCGUGCCAGUCGAGACACCGUGACUGCUAAAGCCGAGUUGCGUAAACAUGCCAAUGUGGAACAACGUGUGACGGGAUUGUUAGCCGCUAGUGUCAGAGAUUUCAGUGAGUUUCGAAUUUUGCCAUAG
Molecule: messenger RNA, 723 nt
Organism: Echinostoma caproni
Lineage: Eukaryota; Metazoa; Platyhelminthes; Trematoda; Plagiorchiida; Echinostomatidae
Source: the annotation of a GenBank genome assembly